Molecule: messenger RNA, 2337 nt
Organism: Pleurotus ostreatus (oyster mushroom)
Lineage: Eukaryota; Fungi; Basidiomycota; Agaricomycetes; Agaricales; Pleurotaceae
Exons: 11
Coding region: 1-2337 (778 amino acids)
Source: RefSeq, a predicted model, not a curated record
AUGACACCUAGCAAUCUGUCUGUUCCCGGCUACCAAGCCAUAGCACCUAUGUUCAAGGGUAUAAAUAGCUAUCUGGUUGCGCCAAUAUUUCUUCAGCGGACUAUCUCCAGCAUCAUCAUCCCUUCUCUUCUCCUAGGCUUUACGUCGCUUACCACUCAGGUUACACUUGAGAUUAUCAAAAUGAAGCAAGUUUUCGCCCUCGCCAUCAUUGCCGCAGCCCUCGUUGCUGCUUCACCAGCCAAUGACUGGUCGAGACCUUGUUUCGACGGUGAGUGUGCCUACGACAUCCCAUCUCAGUCCGGAUCAGGAGCCCUCAAGAUCUUCGGUUCCUCAAAGUCCGUGACUGAUAUCACCCCCGCCGCGGGCUGGGUUGUCUUGGACUGCGACCGUAAUGCCCUUGCGCAAGACAUCCGUCUUGUCUGCAAUGGAGAUGAUGCUGGAUGCAACCAUAUGUUCGAUCACGACGGACCGGUCCACAAGAUCGUCCGUCUUCCCGCAGAGUGUGGCAGCGCUCCGUUCGCUCGGAUUGCCGCUGCGACUGUCGCAGAGAACCAGUCGGUUCCCUCCCACGUUGUUCGUCGCGAUGGGUCUGCGCCACAAGUACACACUAUCAGGAUCGAUGACAACUUCGCUGCCAUCGACUCCGCCAAGGUCGGCACUGUUGAGUUCGCCUUGUUGGCGGCCAACUUCCCUGGUGUAGAACACCCUGACUCCUACCUCGAAGCUCGCGAUUUCGAUGACCAGGAUGAAGAAGACCAGGAAGACGACUUCGACGCCGAUAAGAAGGGCAACAAGGCCGACGGAAAGAAAGCCGGCAACAAGGAUGACAAGAAGGCCGGAAAGAAAGAUGACAAGAAGGAUGACAAGAAGGAUGGCAAGAAGGACGGCAAGAAGGCUGACAAGAAGGACGAUAAGAAGGACGACAAGAAGGGCAAGAAGGCUGACGGCAAGAAGGCUGACGGCAAGAAGGAUAAGGCCGAUGACAAGAAGGCCGGAAAGAAGGACGGCAAGCCAGCAGCCAAGGGCAGCAAGAAGGAGUGGUUCAACAAGGCCAUCCAGUCCAUCAAGAAGUCCAAGACCGAGCUGAAGGCUGAUAACAAAGACAAGACUGCUUUCAGCAUUGAGCACAAGAAGGCCUACCAGCCGGUCACCGCCAGCAAGAACGAAGUCUUGUACUCCUUGACCAAAGUCUGCCCCGCCAACGCCAAAUCGAUCUUCAAGAUCGCCGCUGAGGCCAAAGCCACCAUCGAACUCACUCUCGGUGUUGCUGCCAGCGGUACCGGCAUCGACAUUGACGGCAAGGUCAUUGUCAACAGCGACAUCGUUGGCGACUACAAGGGCGUCGAGAAGGCAAUCGUCGCCAAGCAAGGCGCGCCUUCCCUUGACAUCCCCGGUGUCUUCAAGCUCUCUCCCUCCGUCACUAUCUAUGCCUCCAUCGACGCCGACAUCAACCUCCAGAUCGACUACGAGGCUGAAGUCAACUACGCUCUCGACGACAUUGAGUUCUGGUACCCUCCCUCGGUCGCCAAGUCCUUCGAGAAGUCUGGCAAGGCCAAGGCCCUCGACACUUACUACUCCAUCUCCGCUACCCCCGAUGUUGAGGCCGAUGUUGACAUUGAUUUCCACUUGAGGCCCCUCAUUGAGGUUGACGUCGUCGGCUUCAAGCAGAAAGCCACCGUCUUCAUCGAAGCCGACUCCUCCGUUAACCUUGACCUCGACGGCUCUGACAUCGACAAGAAGGGCGGAAAGAAGGAUGACAAGAAAGAUGACAAGAAGGGCGACAAGAAAGACGACAAGAAGGCUGGAAAGAAAGACGACAAGAAGGCUGACAAGAAGGGUGACAAGAAGGAUGCCAAGAAGGCCGGCAAGAAAGACGACAAGAAGGGUGACAAGAAGGGUGACAAGAAAGCCGACAAGAAGGCCGGCAAGAAGGGCAAGAAGGACGCCGAGCUCGUCGAGAGAGCCUUCCCUCCUUACGGUAACGCCGCCCGUGAACUCGCCUCCCGUGAACCCGCCGCUCUUGACUUCGAUGGCUGCACAAUCAUCACUACCCACAUCGACGUCAAUGGUGGCUCCUCCGGCAAAUUCUUUGACAUCUUCAAGGGCAACAACAAGGUCGACAUCUUGGACAAGAAGGGCUUCCUCGUCAAGAAAUGCUACGGAGACGUCGUUGACAAGAACGGUGACGGUGUUGCCGAUUCCGACGCAAAGAAGGGCAAAGGCAAGAGCCCAGCUAAGAAGGGCAAGCUCGACCCCCUCGUCUGUCCCGCCAAGGAAGUCGGCGAGCCUCUUCUCGUCGCAAAGGAGACCGUCAAAGCCAAGAAGAUCCUCAACUAA